AUGAUAUAGGUCUAUGUACAAAGUGUUAGAUUUAUUGGAGGGAGGAAACUGAAAAGAACAGAGUCUCUUGAAGUCCCCGUAUUAGGAAGACAAAACAAAAUUCAGAAACAUAAAUAGUCAAAAGCCUUAGUUUUCGAUUUCUGCUUCACAUCUAAUGUCCUCUUCUAUUCUAUAUCAGUGUAACAGAAGGAAUCAAAUCUGGUAAAUUUUAAUCCUGGGAUACUCUUAACUCUUGUGGCUAAUUUUAUCAUCAAUGGACGACGCCGGAGUCUCCAAAUUAACUGCUAAGUUGAAGGAAAUAUUUCAAAAGUGGCAAUUAGGUUCUAAAGAGUGCAAUGAUGAACAACAUUCUGGUGUGAAUCAUGGUGGUAUAUCACCAAUGAUUACCAAAAGGUUAAACAGUUUAGUAUACUGUGAUUCUGAUGAAGAUAGUUGCAAUAGUCCUAAACCACCACAUGAUGUUCCUAAAGGGUACUUAGCUGUUUAUGUUGGACCAGAACUUAGGAGAUUCAUCAUUCCAACAAGCUACCUUAGUCACUCUCUUUUCAAAAUGUUGUUGGAAAAAGCUGCUGAUGAAUUUGGUUUUGAUCAGAGUGGUGGACUUACAAUUCCAUGUGAAAUUGAGACUUUUAAAUAUCUUCUCAGCUGCAUGGAGAGUACUCAGCUUCAUCAUGUUGAUGAUGAUGACACCUCUGCUGGAAACAAAGGAACUUUGGAAGAGAGAAUAAACUAAUCUGAUCUUUAUAGAUGUGGAAAUUAUAGUGCUGCUGGUUUCAAGUGUGAAGAAAGUUUCCCUUGCUUCCAUCUUUUUUUGUUUUAAUUUCAUAUUCAUGUGAGAAAUGAUAGAAUAAUCUUGUUAGAAAAAAUUUAAGCUGCUUUUAAAACAAUUCAUUGGUACAAUUAUUGUAUUCUUUUUAUGAUUUGGUAUUUAAGAACUAUAUCUAAUAUUGUCCUAAUCCUUGUACUUUUCUUUCUAAAUUCUGUUUACAUAUUCAAAUGGAUGUAACAGAACAGCAUUAGUAUAUAGAAAAUGAUAUUCAAUUGUGACC
Molecule: messenger RNA, 1049 nt
Organism: Trifolium pratense (red clover)
Lineage: Eukaryota; Viridiplantae; Streptophyta; Magnoliopsida; Fabales; Fabaceae
Exons: 3
Coding region: 254-733 (159 amino acids)
Biological process (GO): response to auxin
Source: RefSeq, a predicted model, not a curated record